Molecule: messenger RNA, 642 nt
Organism: Biomphalaria glabrata
Lineage: Eukaryota; Metazoa; Mollusca; Gastropoda; Planorbidae
Product: ctenidin-1-like
Exons: 3
Coding region: 161-559 (132 amino acids)
Source: RefSeq, a predicted model, not a curated record
AGCUUAGUUGACAGCUUCAUGCCUUUUGGCUAUCUACUGAGCGACUCAAUAAAAUGUAUUUAAAGGGAGGCUAGUCUCUCUAACUUUCCAUCGCCACCAGGUCUUCAGAUCUACCAAUCUUCAGUGAGACGGACUUACCGUAGUCAUUACACUUGCCACAAUGUAUAAAUCUGUUGUCGCUGUUCUUCUCUUGGUCGCCAUGGUUACCGCCAAUGGUGGAUACGGAGGUGGUUACGGAGGAGGCUGGGGAGGAUUCGGAGGCGGAUGGGGAGGACUCGGUGGUGGAUGGGGAGGUAAAGGUGGAUAUGGCUACGGUGGAGGACUUGGAGUCGGCCUUGUUGGCAUCGGCGGAUUCGGCGGACUCGGCGGAUGGGGACGUGGCGGCGGAUACGGAUACGGUGGUGGAUACGGAGGUGGAUACGGCGGUGGAUACGGAGGUGGAUACGGUGGUGGAUACGGCGGUGGAUACGGCAAAGGUGUUGUCAGCGUCUUGCCCGUUGUUGGUGUCAGUGGUGGAUACGGAGGCUACGGAUAUGGUGGUGGCAAAGGUUACUAUUAAACCAACCAUCCGAUUCAUUCUUCAAAACUCUUCAACCUUAUGUCCACUACAAGGUUCAUUCGAAAAUAAAUUGAAAUUUUAAA